Messenger RNA from Gaeumannomyces tritici R3-111a-1, 2567 nucleotides. RefSeq lists its product as hypothetical. Gene Ontology annotation, molecular function: zinc ion binding; DNA-binding transcription factor activity, RNA polymerase II-specific. Bases 79 to 2286 code for a protein of 735 amino acids. The record is from RefSeq and is a predicted model, not a curated record. Gene Ontology annotation, biological process: regulation of DNA-templated transcription. Lineage: Eukaryota; Fungi; Ascomycota; Sordariomycetes; Magnaporthales; Magnaporthaceae. The transcript is spliced from 3 exons.
UUUCCUUUUCGUGCGCGGAGGGAAAUAAGCCACCGGUUUCACGACGUCGCGAGCUGCGAGCGCAUUUCGGGGAGAUAGAUGGAUAGGAAGCGCAUGCGAGAAGGGACCCGGAGCUGCACGGAAUGCCGACGGAGGAAGAUUAGAUGCAUCUUCAACCCGCCAGACCAGGUUUGUUCUCCCUGCCAGGCCCGUGGAUCGCGAUGCAUCGACCAACGGGAUGUCGCACCAGGAGAGAUAGCCCAUGCUGCCCGGCGAGGUUCUUCUGCCUUGAAAAGGAGACAGGUCUCGGCCUCGAUAGUUUCCCCUCAUGGUCAGGAGGGAAAAUCACAACGGGAACUUCCAGUUGCCGACAUCUCUCUCAUCCCCAUCAACGGUGGGAAGCAGUCAAGCAGCCACCAGGAUCCUGUUUCUGACGCACCCAUAAUGUCGGCCCUGCACACCUCAGGCACCUGUGCCAGCACCACCGGCAGCAGCCGUGUAGCAGUUGCUCCUGCUGUCGACAUGUGCCGGGCCCUCCGCUCCGCCAUACCCGCCUACGACGAGGUCCUCGCCGCCCUGCCGACCGCCGGGGGCGGCGCCUGCUGGUGGCGGAGCUUCCGCCUCAAGAUGCAGACCCUCGACCCCGCGCGGGCGCUGCAGCCCGGGGCGGGCGGGGGCCCGGAGGAUCCACUGGAGCCGCUGGAGAGCUUCGCCGCCCGCGCCUACACUAGCGUCGCCAGCCCAGCCUUGGUGGGCACCUUGGCCGUGGCCUACGCGCGGAGCCUGCAGGCUGGGAGCAGCGGCAGUGGCCGUCGCGCCAUGAGCGCCGCCAAGAUCUACGGCGAUGUCGAGAACCUUGUCCUGUCGGACAUGGUGUAUGCUGCCACCGGCGAGGGCCUAGAGUGCCUGGUGCUGCUAGCUUACUGCUACAUGGACGCCGGGAUGCCGAGGCGGGCGUGGUUUCUCUGGCGCAAGGGUCUCGGUAUCGCUCAGAUGAUGGGCCUCCACCGGCUAGCUGCGACUUUGCCCCCAUCACACACGCGCCUCUGGUACGCAGUGUACCACGGCGACCUCUUCGCCAGCCUUGUUCUUGGUCUUCCCCGCGGAUUCCAUAACCCCUAUCACGUCUCGAGCUUGGGCCAGCCGCAAAGCUCGCCCGGGACGACGGGUAAUGAUGGCGGCAGCGCCUGGAUGGAGCACUUUGUCCGCGAGUGCACACUCCUCGCGGGCAAGGUCAUCGACCGGAAUGCCUUUGGGUUAGCGGAAGGCUGCACACCACCCGGGAGCAUGGAUAAGGACGAUUCGCUCCCGCAGGCGCUGAGGGAGCUGGAGGAGCUGCCACCCGAUGGCUGGUGGGAUAUGCCUGCGUCGCUUCCGGCGGGGCCGGGCCUGGCGCUAGAUUUUGCAGUCGCCGGCCUCCUCCUACAGGUCUUCUACUUCCACACGGCCAUGUACAUUCACCUGCCGACCCUGUCAAGUUCCUCGUCCGCGGAAUGCGCCGCGGCGGCGUCGAACCUGCUGCAGAGAUACUUGCCACUCAGGGAAGGGCCAAGCCCGGCGUUUGAGAGCAUAACAUCCGACUUUGUCGCCUUCACCGCGGCCGUGGUGCUGGCCCUCUGCAAGCCUUCGCCACGAGGGACGGGAGCUGAUAGUCAGGGUAGUGCGCCGCGGCCGGGCAUCCAGGAAGUGUAUGAACUCACGAGGCAGGACAUGAUGGUGGGCGCCUUGGCAAUGUUUCAGAGGCUGGAGCAGGAGGCGUUGGAUCAGGAUGAUGAGGAAGGGUCGCGCAGGAACUGUCUCCAUGGCCAGUGCCGCAAGAUACUCGAACUCCUUUACGGAAAGCGGCGGCCGGCGGCUAGCGUCCAGGAGAUCCGGAUACCGUACUUUGGAAGGGUGCUCCUCAGGCCUGCAACGUCUGGGCCCUUGGCAGAGCAGCGGCGAGACCGCACCUGCCAACUGCCUCCAGGCACGGCGGAACCCCCGGCUCGGCACGCACACCUGGAGCGAGGGUUACCGUCUGCAUCGGUGGUGCCGACUCCGUCGUCGGAGCGGUCGGUGUCCACGAUGGAAGCAGCAGCACCAGGCGUGGGCCCAUCCGAAGACCACCAGCACCAGCCACAAGGUCACGACAAUUUUCUAUCACCGUUCUGGGGUGGCGACUGCUUUCCAGCCUUGCUGGAGCUUACGCCCGGGUUAGGAGGGGGCGAGGGCCACUUUAACAUUUUCUCGGCUGCCGAUCUGUCGUUAUCAUCGGAUGCUGCGUUCCUAGACCCCAGUCAGCACGACUGGGGUCUGUGGCAAGAAUGACCAUUACGAGCAAGGAUUUGACUCCCCUUGGUUGACAGCCGAGCAUGUUUUAUUCGAGAAGUAGGAGUCACAAACUGACGUUACUAUAGCACCUUACGCUGGGGUGUGCUUGUGCAUCCCUGGGCGCUCCCACGGUAGCUGCCCUCGCCUAAAUGGGGAAGGCCCCGUCCAUAUAAUUAACUAGCCCACAUCGCAUGGAAUGGUCUGCUGUAUAAAUUGCCAACAGAUAUUCCCUUCCUAGAUAGAACAAGAGAACAGUCAAAUAUCCAGUAGUGUCAUAG